Eupeodes corollae is the source of this 1534-nucleotide messenger RNA. It is a transcript of the gene Naxd, whose product is annotated as ATP-dependent (S)-NAD(P)H-hydrate dehydratase. The transcript has 2 exons. The record is from RefSeq and is a predicted model, not a curated record. Lineage: Eukaryota; Metazoa; Arthropoda; Insecta; Diptera; Syrphidae. The coding region runs from base 343 to 1335 and encodes 330 amino acids. Gene Ontology annotation, molecular function: ATP-dependent NAD(P)H-hydrate dehydratase activity. Gene Ontology annotation, biological process: metabolite repair.
UUUUUCAUACUUUGUCAAAAUCUAGUUAACCCAAAUGUCAAGUAAGCAAAUUUCUAGUUAACAUUUUAUAAUUAAAUUAAAAGAAAUUGACUUUUCAAUUGACCCAAAACUUAAACUUGCCAAAUACAGAGUUUUAUCUGUUCCCUAAUUUAAGCAUUUAAAUUGAAAUAAAUCUUACUAAGACUACAAAUUUAUUGAAAUUCUUCGGAGGAGUAUGGUUAAAUGCAAAGCAGUAUCAGGGACACAGAUAAUCAAAUUAAGAUGAAAAAUUUCUCGGAAGAACGAUAGAAAAUAUGGGAAAAAUGUUUGGUAUAUGCUGGUUUUUAGAAAACCGACAAUAUAAUGAUUAAAAGUGCACUCCGCUGGGGCCAAAUAGAACAAAUAUUAAAAUAUUCCUCAAACCAAUCCAUAAUAAGCCAAAUUAAACCCAGAAAUAAAUCCUCAAAUAUGACUCAAUUAGUUGAGGCUUCAGUGGACACAAACAAAUUGUUACGUUUAGCCAGACUUGUAGUGCCUUCUCUGGGCAAUGGCAAACACAAAGGCCAAGCAGGAAGGAUAGGAGUUAUUGGUGGCUCACUGGAGUACACAGGAGCGCCUUAUUUUGCAGCUAUUAGUGCCUUAAAGGUCGGGGCUGAUUUGGUGCAUGUAUUUUGCCAACGCGAAGCAGCCAGUGUUAUCAAAUCAUAUAGCCCCGAGCUGAUAGUUCAUCCCCUGUUGGACUUGGAAGAUGCUGUUAGUCAAAUCGAGCCAUGGUUGGAGCGUUUACAUGUUUUGGUGAUAGGACCAGGACUUGGACGUGAGCGGAAUAUAUUCGAAACGGUUAGCCAAAUUAUUGAAUCUUGUAGAGCAGUCUCCAAGCCUCUAAUCAUCGAUGCUGAUGGUCUUCACUUAAUCAGUGGUAAUCGGGACCUCAUAAAAGACUACAAUGGCGUAAUUCUAACCCCUAAUGCCAGAGAAUUUGAGGUUCUCUUUGGGGAUUCGCCAGAUACCAUUGAAGAAAACAUGAAAAGCCUAGGAAAUGGAAUAACAGUAAUGCGGAAAGGCGCUCGCGAUAAGAUAUACAUAACAAAUACCGUUGAAAUUUAUCAACUUGGUACAGGCGGUUCGGGCAGACGAUGUGGAGGACAAGGAGACUUGCUGAGCGGUUCUCUUGCCACUUUCUACCACUGGGCACUGGAAUCGAAUCAGACCAAUCCAACAUUUAUUUCUACAUUUGCAAGUAGUUUCUUAACCAAACAGUGCAAUUCGUAUGCAUUCAAGAAAUUCGGUCGUAGUAUGGUUACGGGUGAUAUGAUCAAUGAAAUUCAUAACGUAUUUGAGGACUUCUUCGAGUGAAGUUCGUUUUUAGGUGAUAGCUAGAUAAAUAAAUAACAAAUAUUCUUGGUGAUUAAUUAAUAAUAAAUAUUCUCUUUCGAAUGAUAUUACAUACAUAUAUAUUAUAUAUUAUUAUAACUGUAUUUAUGCUGUUUUUGUUGGCAACACCAAAUUGUGAUUUUAAAGUAGACCAAAAUAAAAUUCUUUCGGACUUAUGAAA